Molecule: messenger RNA, 2898 nt
Organism: Trichomonas vaginalis G3
Lineage: Eukaryota; Parabasalia; Trichomonadida; Trichomonadidae
Product: exportin 4,7-related family
Exons: 1
Coding region: 1-2898 (965 amino acids)
Biological process (GO): protein export from nucleus
Cellular component (GO): cytoplasm; nuclear pore
Molecular function (GO): nuclear export signal receptor activity
Source: RefSeq, a predicted model, not a curated record
AUGAAUCCUUAUGAUUUCGAAAAUUGGGUGAAGAACUUAAACUCGAAUCCUCAAGGAGAUGUAGAUAUAGAGACUCAGAUUUCAGAAAAAAUGCAGCAAGAAAACAUAGUUGAAACUCUUUUAAAUUUUAUUUCUUCGGAUUCAUUAUCGAAUACAGCUAUUGUCUUUGCAUUGACCAUGAUUAAUUCGAAAAAUAUUCUAGAUGAAGAUGAAAAAAAUCUUCUAAAGGCAUUUUUUUCAAAUUAUUUUAUCGAAAAUAGAUCAAAAUUUAUCAAUUCUGCAUUUUCAAACGUAAUUGCGCGACUAUUCAUUAAGUCUUACAAAUUUUCAAUCGAAGAAGUACCAGGUUACAUACAAAAUUUGGCGAAUUUAGAUUUAGAUGGAUUGAUUUUAUCAUAUUUCUUAGGAAUGAAUAUUAUAACAGUAAACGAAUCUAUAGCAGGAGUCGAAUUCAUGUUUGAUUUGGCUUGUAAACCUUUGUUAAACAAUGAAACCAACCCAAAUAUUCUUCAAGUCGCAUUAGAAUUCAUGUCAACGUAUUUGAGUUACUGUAAAAGAGGGGAAUUAAUAUAUAUUGAUAAAGAAAUCAUGGAAAAAAUUUUUGAAUUUGGUUCUAUCAACAGAUUGUUUGAUUUAAUUGAAAACUUUCAAGGUUCCAUACCAUUAUAUGCUCUCAGAAUCAUAACUACCACACUCAAUACGUCAAAAUCUUCAUUUGGACAAGGAGAUAAUCGAGAUCAAUAUAUAGCCGAUAUUUUAUUACGUGUUUCCAAGAUAUUCAUGGAAAACAAGUCACAUCCUGAUUAUUUGCCAGAGUAUGCAGCUCUCUGUAUUCAAUUGAAGAAAUUAUUGCCUUCAUUGAAUCCAAAAUACGAUGAUUUAGGGGAAGAGUUUUUUAAAGCUUAUGCCAACCCUGCAUUUUUUGUUUUGACACCUACAAUUUUACAAAAUUAUCCAAAUUUGGCAGAAUUAGUUUUAAGUUUCUUGACAGAGAUUGUAAAGAAGUCCGAUUCAAGUAUUAAGCAGAGGCAAAGCUUCCAAGAAGCUAAAAUCAUCAAAAAAUCUUGUCAACAAAUCGCAAAUACGAUAUUUAAUAUUGAAUUUGACUCAAACAUCUUAGAACCAUUCAUAGAAGAUAGAUCUAGCAAGAUACUUAAUGUUAUACUAGAUUUACAUAUCUUAAACGAAGAAACAGUUUAUAUUAAAAAUGAAUCUGAAAAAAAUCCAGAAAAAACAACAGGAAAAUACCAAAUUGUCAACAAGGUCAAAGAUUCAUUUGAUCUUGUCUUCAAUAAUUUAGGAAUCUCGAUAUCAUCAAGAGAUUGUGUCAAAUCAGCUUUGUAUUUAUCGUAUUUAAAGCUGUGUCUUGAUCAUCUGAAGAGUCCCGACCUGUUUAUUGCUGUAAUGGAAACAGUUCGAAAUAUGUUGUUUGUAUUUCCCCCAAUUUCGGCUGAAAACAGCUCCCAAAUGGCCGUAUCCUUGGAGUUAUCUAUUGUAGGCUUCUUCGAGUUACUUAUUCAAGUGUUAUUAAGCGAUACCGACAAAGAUCGUUUGGAUUUCUUAGCCGAGAACAGGGAAGUUGUCAUAGAAUUCCUUUCCAGAUUUAUUUCCGAGGUCCACGAUAACAGUAUCUGUCAAGAACUUGAAAUUCCGAUUAUGAGCAUCUUGGAUUUCUCGAAAUACAAAACUCUGCCACUCCAAGUCAUCGCCAUGGAUGAUAAUUUCUUUUCAUUACUCAUGGGUGUCGAUUUCCUUUUGUUCAACGAAGAAAACAAAAAUAAAAAAGCCCGUCAGUUUUUCACUUCACUUUUCUCACUUGGCUAUUUGAUGCCAGAUCCAACACACAUCACAGCGAUGUUUAACACCAUAUCUCAGAUAUUCGCGGAGUCUCGGAAUCCGAUUAUCUUUCACAUGUUGAGUGGAUCUGUUAUAGCGAAAAACUGUAUUUUUGAUUUUCUUCUUGAGAAACUUCGUAUUCAGUAUUACGAGUUAUUUUUGUCACUUGUUAAAGAUGACAAAACAAGUGACGUUAUACUAGAAAACAUCUUGAAAUUCUUAGUUGUUUUCAGUGAAAACUCAAAGAGAUUUGAUGUAAAAUCUUUGAGUGAAGAAGCAAUUUUUUGUUACACGUUUUUAACAGAUAUAUUAAGGGUUUACGCGAUCAAAGUUAAUAGCAUGGGCAAUAGUAUCCAAACAUAUAAGAUAAUUGCAAGGAUUCUUGAUGUUUUGAGGAAUAUAAUCGAAUCUAAUUAUAUUAAUUUAGGAGUUUUGGAGAUUUACAAGAAAACUGACUUUAGAGAUAUUGUCACUCUUGUUAUCAAUCGAUUGGUAUUAGUUCCUUUGUCUACAAUUGCUGAUGCACCGAAAUUGGCAUUGAGAUAUAUGAAAUUUUUGACAAGUUUAUUGUCAGAAAUUCCGUCACUUUUCUUUUCAUUUGAGAGCGAAAUCCAACAUCACCAAAUAGAAGUUGCGAAAGUUAUAUUGAGUAUUGAUGCAAAAGAAGCCAUUGAUUCAUCUAUUUCUGUGAUUUCGAGUUAUUUAUCUGUUGUUGAUGAGUUUAAUGAUAAAGAUGAUGUUCCUAUGGAUUUGAGAGAGGAUUUGUUCAAGUUUUGUUUGCAUUCUAUAAUUGUUGAAAGGAAUAAGAUUGAAUCGCUUGCAAGAGUUAUUUUGAUAUUCGCAAAAACAAAUCCGGAAUUGGUUAAAUUGACAAUUGACAAUAUUUUUGGCCAAAUUCCUCCUGAACUGCAAAAUGAAUCAAUUUUCCCUUUCAAACAUUUAAGAUCUAAUUUAAAUCCAUCAAUAGAUAGUUCUAGGACUUCUCAGUCAAAACAUGUUCUGACUGCUUGUUUAGAUAUUGGAGAAUUCUUUGAAAAACAUAAUAUUAAUAUAGAGAUAUAA